CCAUCUCAAAAUCGAUUCACAAAACCAAAAAGUGAGCACAAAUACUUAAAUCUGUUAUGUUUUUAAAGAUCAAAUGUCUGAUUUGCCAUCGCAGAUUCCUGCUAUAGUUAUGAGGUCGUGCAUCUUGUCUUAUUCUUCACAUUUGUACAGUCCAGAAAGAGCUUUUUCUCCUUCUGUGUGAGGAAGAAACUUCAAGUCCUACCUCAGUGAGCUGGAAAUCUCAUCUUCUGUCUCCCAUCCUUCAAUCUCCAGUUGUGAACUAGAAAAUCAUAUCAGCCUGUUGCGAGGUUCUGGAAAAAAAUAACAGCACCAAUGAAUGGCUUGAUCUUUGCUGUCAGCUCCAGAUGACUCCUUCUGUUGUUCAUAAGGAUGUCGUCUGUUACUGAAAAUGGAGGUGUUGCUGCUGGAAAGCCAAAUGAAGAGAAAACAUAUAAAAAGCUCGCAGUAUUCCAGAGGAAGCCUUGUAAAGACACAUCAUGGCACAAAUUCUUCUGUGUAUAUGCUGGAAAUACAGCUCUGACAAAACCUAGGAUGCAGAACUACGUCACAUUGGGAGAUCACGACUGCAUCCUCAGCUAUUAAAGGUGCUAUCCAGCUGGGAAUAGGAUACACAGUAGGAAACCUUACAUCAAAACCAGACAGAGAUGUUCUUAUGCAAGACUUCUAUGUAGUGGAAAGUGUCUUCCUGCCAAGCGAAGGGAGCAAUCUCACCCCUGCUCAUCAUUACCCUGACUUCAGAUUUAAGACGUAUGCACCUCUUGCCUUCCGCUAUUUCAGAGAACUUUUUGGUAUCAAGCCUGGUGAUUACUUGUACUCAAUCUGCAGUGAGCCCUUAAUUGAAUUAUCCAACCCAGGUGCCAGUGGGUCCUUAUUUUUUGUAACUAGUGAUGACGCGUUCAUCAUCAAAACAGUUCAGCACAAAGAGGCUGACUUUCUUCAGAAGCUCUUGCCAGGUUAUUAUAUGAAUCUGAACCAGAAUCCAAGGACUCUUCUACCCAAAUUUUAUGGGCUGUACUGCGUUCAGUCAGGAGGCAUUAAUAUUAGAAUUGUUGUAAUGAACAAUGUUUUGCCACGAGCCUUGAAAAUGCAUUUCACAUAUGACUUGAAAGGUUCAACAUACAAACGGAGAGCAUCAAGAAAAGAGAGGGAGAAGUCCAACCCUACGUUCAAAGACUUGGAUUUCUUGCAAGACAUGCAUGAAGGGUUGUGUUUUGACUCUGAAACGCACAAUGCACUAAUGAAAACACUACAGCGGGAUUGUCGAGUUCUAGAAAGUUUUAAGAUCAUGGAUUACAGUCUGCUACUGGGAAUCCACAUACUGAACAGUAAUAUGAAGGAAAAAGAGGGAGAAUGUUCUCAAAGCACAUCAGAUGCUAAACGUCCUGGAGGGCAGAAGGUUCUCUAUUCCACAGCCAUGGAGUCUAUUCAGGGCCCUGGGAAGUCGGGGGAAUCUGUGACUACAGAGACGACAAACACAAUGGGAGGGAUCCCAGCUAAAAGCCAUAAAGGAGAAAAACUGCUGCUGUUUAUGGGGAUUAUUGAUAUUCUUCAGUCUUAUAGGUUAAUGAAGAAGCUGGAACAUUCUUGGAAAGCUCUUGUUUAUGAUGGGGACACUGUUUCAGUUCACCGACCAAGUUUUUAUGCAGAUAGAUUUUUAAAGUUUAUGAGUACAAGAGUUUUCAAGAAAGUUCAAGGUUUAAAGUCUUCACCUUCAAAGAAAUGGUGCAAUUCCAUCACAGCCCUAAAAGCUGCAUCACAAGAAAUAGUGUGUGUGGUUAGCCAGGAGUGGAAAGAUGAAAAGCAUGGCAUUCUUGCUGAAGGACAAAGCUACGCCAGCCUUGAUGAAGAAGUACUAGGUUCACACCACCGGCCAGAUCUAGUGCCGAGCACUCCAUCUCUGUUUGAAGCAGCUUCCUUGGCAACCACAAUUUCUUCUUCUUCCUUGAAUGUAGAUGAACAUUGUCAACGUGAUCAACGUAUGCUUUAUUCUAGCAGUAAAGGAUUGCCUUUGAGUUCAACAUGCACUUUAGAAGACGGUGCCAUCUAUUUGACUUCAGAACAGAGCACACUGGAAAUGGAAAAUGAUAACACUUCAGUUUUGGAUGUCUACUUAUAACAAAGAAUACAAGAAGACUUAAACUAAGAAAAGUGACAGUGGUUAACGAAGAUCACUCUCUGCACUCCUGAUUUAAGAAGGAGGAAUUUGUUGAGCCUAGUAGACAAAGAGUAAUAAUCAACUGAACUUAUUCUGAGAAGUGCCAGGAUCUUUGAACCACAGAAAGGAUUGAAGGAUGUGGCAAAAAUCACAUGAAACAUUCCACACUGCUGUCGUCUGCUGUUGCUUGGUGAACUGUGAAGAACUGUGUAUUCAGGCUGCUUUAUACUUUAUCGCCAAUCACCUUUUUGGACUUGAAAGUGAUAUUUUCUUAUCAGCUGUCAGGUGGAUUCAUUUGCAUGUGUUCUGUAAUUAUGCAUCAGCAAAAUCUGUUCUCUGCUUUACAUUUAAAAAUAAGCACAGUGGUAAAUAAAAUUGAUUUCAUUUGUUUUGACCCUUCAGUUUUAAUCACUUAGGUCCACAUAAGUGGAAAUUGGAAUUGAUGUAAUACAAGGGUUAGGGUAAACCUCUGUACAUAACUAUAUGAAAAUGAGCCUCUAAAGAUAUUUUCAUUGUUGAUGAAAAGGGGAAAAAACUUAUUUAUAAUAAGGCCUUAUGUUGUGUACAUAUAUUGUCUUUGAAAUAUUUUUUAUUUUAGUUUAUUUCUUGUAAGAGAGAAAUAUAAUUUAUUUACUAAAUAUUACUGUAAACUGUAGUUUUAUUGAUGGAUAAAAUAUUUUCUUCUCAGAACUAUUACAGCUGUCAACCUGUUCUUGAUCUGCACAAGACUUAGUGUUCUGGUAUUUCUCUGCCUUCAUUAGACGGUCUUGAGAGUCAUCUCAAGAGAUAUGACAGUCACUCUAUAACACGGCAUCUGUCUUUAUCUUCUACCAGCUCUGUGAUGAAGAUGAAUUAGAGCAGAAAAGGCAAAGGAACACGUUCAAUAGGCCUUGCUUCAUAAAAGCAUUUUAUUCUUUUCUGUAUGGGUAAUCUUUUUAAGAGAGCUGUAGAAACUGUCUGGUUUCCUUAAUUUCCCUAGCAGCAGAGAGAUAAUCCCAAACACUAGUGACCACUAAUCCAAGAUUUCAUGCUUUGAUGUGGUGGUGUAUUUAAAAACUACACAGCUGUCACUUUGAAAGUUUGUGGAAGUUACUGGUAAUAAAAUUUCUUCUACGAGUAAGUGUAACAAGCCUGCUGGAUUGGCAAAACCAGAAUUAGGCACUUCAAUUCCUAGAAUUAUGCUUUGUGCCUCUGAAGAAUUUUUUAUUUAAAGUUUUGGUGUGCUUUUGGCUUUGUUUUUUUUUUUUUUACUUUGGUGUAAUCCUAUAAUCCUGACAAGAAAAAUGGUAUUUUCCUUUAAUUACGCACCAAAUACAGAAAUGGAAAGGUUGUUUUGUUUUGUUUUGUUUUUCUUUAAGUAUGUGGAGUCUCUGGCUUAACUUAGAGCCUGUGACUCAGAAUUACAUAUCUCCAGGUUUUAAAAUUAGAUUGCUUAAUCUCAGCAAAAGAACUCUUCUACAGCAUUCCUCUUUGAAAUGCAAGAGACAAGUCUGCAUGCCCUGUGAGCAAAACCACUUUGUACACUUGUGUGAAUGUCCUUCACAUAUAUAUCACUUUUUUCCCAGUUACCUAGCAAACUGUACUGUCUGAAUCAUUUGUCCUUAGGAAGAUCCCAGAGGACACAACUUAACUGCAAGAAUUCUGUCCAAAACAGAAUGUCUGUACUAAAUGAUUCAGAGACUAAGCCAUCCUUUGCGUACCAUUGCUUUAACACAGUAAUUUAUAACUGAAAACAGUCAUUUAAUAUUUGGAAAAGGAAAUCCUGUAUUGACUGUGGGGUCUACCGGGAAAACAAUCUCCAAAGCUUGUGCACUUACAGCCUUUUGGGGGGUGUGGGGUUGGGGGUAUUGAAUACAUGGUUCCACUGAGAGAGAAGAGGGAUUACAGCUAAGCAAUGUUAAUGAUCAACAACUUGGAGCCCAUUUCUUUCUCUAAUACAUGAAAUGGUAUAAAGCUUCAAACAUGGAAGACUACAGGAGCUUGUAAGGAUGUGUAUGCUUCAUGCCUAAGUAUUUCAUUUCUCUUCAUCUUGUGCUGGUGUUUUGGAUUGGUAGCACUUUGAUUAAAAUGUAAUGACUAUUAAACAUAUCAAUAAAGCUGAUUAGGCAGUGCAUGUCAAGUAAAAAUGAAAUAUAUACAGAAGAUGUAAUCAACUCCCUGGGGUAUUAAAGCAAUGUAUUGGUCUAUUUCUCCAGGUCUAAACAGAUGGAAUUCACCACAGGGAACAAAAUUUGAAGAAUUAGGUCACAGACGGACUAUCCAUGUGCAGUGGUAUCUGAAUAAUCUAGCCAUGUGAGCUGCCCAGAGGGAAAAGCAUAGCUUGAUGCC
Molecule: messenger RNA, 4483 nt
Organism: Cuculus canorus (common cuckoo)
Lineage: Eukaryota; Metazoa; Chordata; Aves; Cuculiformes; Cuculidae
Gene: PIP5K1B
Product: phosphatidylinositol-4-phosphate 5-kinase type 1 beta
Exons: 17
Coding region: 653-2116 (487 amino acids)
Biological process (GO): phosphatidylinositol metabolic process
Molecular function (GO): phosphatidylinositol kinase activity
Source: RefSeq, a predicted model, not a curated record